Molecule: messenger RNA, 1310 nt
Organism: Mugil cephalus (flathead mullet)
Lineage: Eukaryota; Metazoa; Chordata; Actinopteri; Mugiliformes; Mugilidae
Gene: rdh12l
Product: retinol dehydrogenase 12, like
Exons: 7
Coding region: 151-1047 (298 amino acids)
Source: RefSeq, a predicted model, not a curated record
UCUACGCACAUUGACAUUUCCGCUUCGGCACUUUUCAACAACUAAACACUGUCUGAACAAGUAUCGUGGCGUUUGUGACCGGCGAAUACAGAUUUAUCUCUAGGUUUUGUAGUGUUGCCACAGUUGACGCGAGUACUGUCAUCCAGCGAGAUGCAAGGCUUAAGAAACCUCUUCCGGCGUGCCUGGUCCUCUCCUGAAAGGCUUGAUGACAAAACUGUGGUCAUCACUGGUGCCAACACUGGCAUUGGAAAAGAAGCAGCCAUCGACCUGGCAAAGAGAGGGGCUAAGGUGAUCAUAGCAUGCCGGGACAUGGAGAAAGCACAGGCCGCUGUGACAGAAAUCAUUGAAAGAUCAGGCAGCAACAGUGUGGUUUGCAUGAAACUUGACUUGUCAGACACAAAGUCCAUAAGAGAAUUUGCUGAAGCCAUCAACAAAGAUGAGCCAAAACUCAACAUCCUCAUCAACAACGCUGGUGUCAUGGUUUGCCCUUAUGGGAAGACAGCAGAUGGGUUUGAGAUGCAGAUUGGUGUCAAUCACAUUGGUCACUUCCUACUGACACAUUUAUUGAUUGACCUGAUUAAAAGGUCGGCACCAGCCAGGAUCGUCAAUGUGUCCUCCAUGGCUCACUCCUGGGGCUCCAUCAAUUUGGAAGACAUCAACAGUGAGAAGAGCUAUGACAAGAGCAAAGCCUACGCUCAGAGCAAACUAGCCAACGUCCUCUUCACGCGCUCACUGGCUAAACGACUCGAAGGCACAGGUGUGACGGCGUACUCUCUCCAUCCUGGAGUUGUUCAGACUGAUUUAUGGCGCCACCUGAGCGGUCCUCAGCAGUUCGUCAUGAAGAUGGUGAGUCCGUUCACCAAAAACUCCGUCCAGGGAGCUCAGACAACAAUUUACUGCGCUGUGGAGCCAUCGCUGGAGAAAGAGAGCGGCGGAUACUACAGUGACUGUGCUCCUGCUAACUGCUCUGCAGCCGGCAAAGACGACGUGCUGGCGCAGAAACUGUGGGAGCUGAGCUGCCAAAUGCUCUCCAUCACAUGGGAAUGAGGCAGCCCGGACUUCAAAAUAAAAUCUCUCCAGUCAAUUGUCUCUGUCUGAUCUCACUAACACCACCUGCCUGGAAAUAGAAUGAAUAUGGGUAAUUGUCUUAAUAUGGAUAAUCUCAAAGUUAUAUGUUCAUAGCCUUAAGUUUAUUAUCUAAAUGUCCAGAAUUUUCUAAAACAUGUACUGUUCAUUGUGAUAACAGCAUUGUGAUUAUUUGAAUACAGAUUAUUUGAAUAUUUAACAAAAAUGAAAAACUAGAAGAGUAA